AUGUGGUUGAAGCUUUUUUUCUUAUUUCUCAUGUCUGUGGCAGUCACGGAACAGUAUGAACCAUUUUCUGUAAUAUCGUCUUCCUGGUCAAUGUGGUCUCCAUGGUCAUUCUGUUCCAACAAUGUCAUGAUUCGUGUCCGUGCGUGCUCGACAGUCCGUGGAUACAAAUGUAUCGGGCACAAUAAGGAGUUCCAAUCAUGUAACUCACCACCAAGGAAGAAUAGUCUGGACUAUGAAGAUCCAGAGGCAGCUGAUAGGGAAAUGGCAAUGAAACAAUUGUAUCAGGAUUAUGAACCAGAGACUCCAGAUGAGGCUAAAUAUGCUCAAACUCGAGGAAAUCGAAAUUUCCAUAUGAUCUCCCCUACCACUGCCAUGCCACCUGCACCAAGAGCUCCAACAAGUUCACCCUCAUUUUCUGCUCCAACAAGUUCACCCUCAUUUUCUGCUCCUACAACCGACAACUUUUCCGUGAUGAACCGUGGCGGAACAGGAGUGGGAAUGAUGUCAGGCGAGGAAGAAGAAUAUUUCGAUGAAACAAUCCGAAUGGCUCCACAAUCUCCAAAACCAACAAAUCCAUCAGUUCCAACAACAUUCGAAUUUGAAAAGUACCCGAAGAGUACUGAUGAACCAACUACAACACCUACAACUACGACUCCUUCCACCACAACUACAACAGCAACAACCACAACGACUACUGAAGCUCCAACAACCACAACAGAAAUGGAAACAACAACUGAAAUGGAGACAACCACUGAAUUCACAGAGCCACUUCCACAAACUGUGACUCCUCACUACCCAAGCCCAAAAGUUGUAGACCACGAAGCAGUUUUGGAGCCAGAAGACGUCAACUUUAGAGGAAAAUACACUUUGGAGGAGCCCCUUCCAGAAGUUUCAGUUCCUACAUUUGCAGCUCCACCUGGAACGAUGGCAACUGAGUUCGAGCCAGAGCCAGAAACAAAAACUCCAACUACCCAACCUCCACCAUCAUUCCCAAUCGACGUGGAUGUUGAGGAAAAAUCUGAUGGAUCUACUCACAGUGUUGGGUCAUAUUCAAUUGGAAAAGAACCAAUGUGGGAGGAGGAGCCAGUUCAGUUAGAACCAAGCACACGAGCACCACCAAGAAGUCAGAAGAGCACCAUCCACAAGAAUACUCAUAUUGAAAUGCCAAUGUCAAUGCUCCCAUUCAUUCCAACUGUUGCUGAGGAGCCAACUACGGAAGAAACAACAACAACGACUACCACAGAGACACCUCCGCCAAGAUAUCAUCCAAGAAUUGCUCUUGUCACUUCUCAACAGAAUAUGCAACAUUUCCCAAAACUGAUGAAUGAGCAACGAGCAUCUCCGCGACCAUACUUGAGAACAGCACCCAAUCCAUCGGAUUAUGAUCAAGCUACCACAAAGAAACCAAAGAUGGUUACUGUAGAAAUCACAAAUAAAACAUUGAAAAAGAAGAGGAGAAAUAGAAGAUUGAAGAAACUGAACAGACUUGGAAAGAUUAGAACGGUUGCUGUUCUUCCGACUGAAUACACUAUUCCAGCUACUCAACCAAUGCAAAAACCCAUGCCAACCCCAGCAAAGUUCGAACUCGAGGAGGAGAAGUUCAUUGCUCCGAAGCCAACGGAACCAGUUACUCAUCUCUCUGAGCCACACCCGACUUGGGCAUCUGAUAAAGAUCGUCGAGUUUAUGAGGAGAAUCGAGAAUUGGAAGCAAGAAUUGCAGCGUUGAGAAAUAAAGUGGAGAUGAAUAGAAAAAUUUUGGCAACAAUGAAAAUCCCAGAGGGCGUUGAAUCUACAACUGAAAAACCAUCGAAGCCAUCCGAAGAGGUUAUGUUGGAAGGCGAUACGGCAAGAGCAUUGUCCUGGAUGAUAAAUGAUAUGGAACGUCUGGUGGAUGAUAAGGUGAAAACGGAAGUGACUGAUCAGUUGCCAGUUGAGAAGAUCACAGAACAGACAGCUGGAUUCAGAUUAGGAGAGACCGACGAGUCAGAUGCCACGACCACCACUGCCAGUCCAUUCCCAUUCCCUAUUCCCGAAGACGGAUUUGCUCUAAUACGUUCAAAAAGAUCCUCUUCUAAAUCGUCUCCAUACAAAAACGGCAAGAAAAUCCUCUGGACUUCAUGGAGCGAGUGGACCAAGUGUCAAUGCGGCAAACAGUCUCGAAAAAGAAAAUGUCUCAAAUAUCUCGGUUCAAAGUCUGCGUACGAUGAUCAGAAAUUCAUUUCAAUCGACCAAACAACAAAUGAAAUCGAGUUCGGAGAGCCUGCCGAAUUUCCAGAAACAAUUGAAGAACCAGCUCCAGUGGGAAGUGAAGAAGAUAUUGAGACAUCGAAUCGAGUGAAAAGGUCCUUAAAAUGUGUUCCACCUCAAAUCGAAGUUCGAUCCUGUUACUCUCCAAGAUGUUAG
Caenorhabditis briggsae is the source of this 2403-nucleotide messenger RNA. Lineage: Eukaryota; Metazoa; Nematoda; Chromadorea; Rhabditida; Rhabditidae. The transcript is spliced from 11 exons. The record is from RefSeq and is a predicted model, not a curated record. The coding region runs from base 1 to 2403 and encodes 800 amino acids.